GAUAUGAUGAUGGUGGUGGUAGCGGGAGGAUGACCAUUAUCCUUAAUAGACAGCGGCUCAAUUAUAUAGGAAAGAAUGGCAGCUGUCGGCAGCGGAGAGGAAGGGGGCAGUCACAGUAACCUUUUUGGCUUCUUGGCAGAUUGCCAAAACACCAGAAUGUGUAAUCAGGGGUGGGCACGCAAUGAGGCGAGGCAAAUAAGUCAGCAUCGCAGUCAGACCAUCAUUACUGUCACCUCCGGUCUGUGUCAGUGUGUGGGCGUGGCUCCGCUCUGCUCUUCUACACACCUGCAAUCAAUCAGCUCAUCACCUCUUCCAGUCUGCACACCUGCCUCUCAUCAGUUCAUCAGCCUUGCAGUGUUUGACACAUCCAGAGCCAGAUCAUUGUGUCAGCUACCGUGGUAGUUACUCGCUUCAGGAGAACUUUUCCUCGGGUUGUUUUGGAGCAUUAGCUGUUUUUUUGCACUGAGGGAGUUUUGAAAGCGAGAGAGAGAAUCAGAGGAGGAGGUUGAAGGGGAGGGGUGGGCCCCUAUAAGAGCAGCUGCCUCCAGCCUCCAUGUAGCCAGAGAAACCACGCUGAGACCGAGGGAAGGAAACGUACACGCUGACGCACCUCAACCUGCACCCGAGGGACCCCUACAGGCACCCACAAUCUCACCCCAACACAGCAGACGGCGGGACCAUGAAGACUGUGGUGGCUCUGCUGCUGCUCUGUCUGUGUGAUCCUGGACAGAGUGACUGCCAGGCUGAAUGCAUGUCCUGCAGCAACAUCCUGCCCAAACAGCUCAGUUUCAACACCAUGGUGUGUCUCACUGAGUGCGAAGCCAACGUCUCCCCAGCCUUCUCCUGGGACUUCUGUCGUAAGGUGCUGUCAUCGCCAAUUUCCUCCCUCACUGGUAUGAUGCGGAAAAGAUCUCAGGAGGAGGUGGAGGCCUUGUUUCCUGAAGAGGAUGAGCAGCUGGAUGGAGGUCUGUUGCUGCCCUUUGCAUUGCAGAGGUACGAUCACAUGACCCGGGCACUCGGAGUGGACGAGAGGGAUCUGGGCGGCAGGGGCAGCCAGCUGAAAACUGCUUACAAUUCCCAGAACGACCUGUCUCUUGAGGAUGAGUAUGAGGAGGAGGCGGGGCAGGAAGAAGGGGCUGCUGACAUGGCAAUGAGAGGACAGGGUGACGCGGGGCCGAGCGUCUCCAAGAGGUUCGGCGGCUUCGUCAAAGGGAGGCACGGCUACAGGAAGCUGAUGUCUCCGGGAAGAUCGUACCAGAAGAGGUACGGCGGCUUCAUCGGCAUUCGGAAGUCAGCCCGCAAGUGGAACAACCAAAAACGUUUCAGCGAGUUCCUGAAGCAGUAUCUGGGGAUGAGCACGAAGGCCACCGAGUUCAACAGCGUGUCAGAGGACCUCACCCAACAGAACGAAGUGUAAACAGAGUGCACCUUUAAGCCGCUGACAUAAAACAAUUUCCUGAUGUAUUUUCACUGAUCUUGUUUUGUAUUUCACCGACAUGUCAAACUUUAAACUAGUGUCACCAAAGUUGACCUAUUGAAUUACCAAAAAAGUGAAAACUAAGGCCGUAAUCUAAGACUCCCGUUGGAGUCUCAAAACAUAAGAAUUGCUUUUUCUGUUUUCCGUCCCUCUUAAUUAUGAUGCAAACAAUUUGCCUUUAAUUAUCAGACCUUUUGUACAUUAUUAAGUAGCUGGAUACUGCAGCAGAAAUUGUGGACCCCCUCAAAACAGCUCCUUCUGAGCUGUAACACUCUAUAAUCCCUGGCAUCUUCAAGGCCCCCUGUGUCAUUCGGACCUCCCAUUCGGUGCCCCUUGUGGGACGUAACAGUCGAUCGCUCAUGUUUCAUUUGUUUAGCUGGCCAAGCCCUCAUCCUCCUGAGCUUUGAAGGAAGCUCUUACUUUGGGAAUUCCUGGUAGUCCUGCAGUGGUAUGCAGUAAAAUAAAGGCCAUAUUUUACUGUUUGAUGUAAUCUGCUGGAUUAACGUUGGCAUAAUUAUUGCUUUUCCGAUUACCUGUAUUAUAAAGUAUAUUUUACCAACUAAUUACUGCGCUGGGUCAUCUGUAAAUCUUCUCACAUGGAGGCCUCUGGCUUUGGGGGGUCAUUACUGUUGAAAGUGUGUAAGAAGACUAGCAGGACCGCUCUCUUUAUUAUACUACCAUCUUGUGGCAAAAACGCAUAACUCAGUCUCUUAUAAUAAAGGACAAUACCAGUGUUUUUUUUCAUGUUUAUGGCAUUAUGGUUAGGGUAAUGUCAGCAGUAAUGUAAAGUAUAUUGUAUGUGAUUUGUGGUAAAUAAAUGAAAACAUGCAAAAACACAGCUACAAGUCAUUGAUUUAUCACUGUGCCAAAACACACCGGAGAGAGGGCUGACUGGCUCUCGUGUCCAGAUGUCAGAUUCCUGUAUGUAAAAAUAAUAUUUGUUUUUCUUCUUCUUGUAAUGGUGUGAAAUGUUGCCCACUAUGAGAACUUGUAAAUAGCUGAAUUUAAACAUGUCAAUAAAAAUAGUUUACUCUUUCCUUCGUGGCUUGUUAUGCA
Sebastes umbrosus (honeycomb rockfish) is the source of this 2533-nucleotide messenger RNA. It is a transcript of the gene pnoca, whose product is annotated as prepronociceptin a. NCBI's taxonomy places the organism in Eukaryota, Metazoa, Chordata, Actinopteri, Perciformes, Sebastidae. Gene Ontology annotation, molecular function: opioid receptor binding. The transcript is spliced from 6 exons. Gene Ontology annotation, biological process: sensory perception; chemical synaptic transmission; neuropeptide signaling pathway. Gene Ontology annotation, cellular component: axon terminus; plasma membrane; dendrite. Bases 680 to 1417 code for a protein of 245 amino acids. The record is from RefSeq and is a predicted model, not a curated record.